Messenger RNA from Clarias gariepinus (North African catfish), 2851 nucleotides. Its product is annotated as UPF0450 protein C17orf58 homolog. The record is from RefSeq and is a predicted model, not a curated record. Bases 1 to 1257 code for a protein of 418 amino acids. NCBI's taxonomy places the organism in Eukaryota, Metazoa, Chordata, Actinopteri, Siluriformes, Clariidae. The transcript is spliced from 6 exons. Gene Ontology annotation, molecular function: protein binding.
AUGGUAAGUCAAUACAUGCUGUUUGACUUCACAUUGAGCAUAAAAACCCGCCACCCCUCUCAGCUGCAGCAUCUCAAUAAGACUCUCUCUAUAAGGAAGCUCUUCAUGCUCAUCAAUAACAUGUCUGGCAUUUUGCUUCUGCUCUCUGUGGCUCUCGCCUUCUCUGAUGCUGAACAGCAUGCUGUUAAUGAGUUGUUUUCCCUGAUCGGAGCACCGCCGGUGCAAAGUGGAACAUCUGACUACCCCAGCAACCAAACCAAAACCGGAGCCAAAGAUCCUUCUAUACCAGCCAAUGAGCUGCUGGAGCAAGGCAAGAAAUCUUCAGACCCAAAGCUGGCACUGCCCCCGGGGAUAUGGCCCAAACACACAGACCCACUCUCCCCUCAUCCUCGACCAGGCACACACAGCAAGAGCAAGAAGGGCUCGAGGGAUGAGCGGAUUCCUGUUGACCAUAACAAUGAGAAAGUGCGUAAUGAUGGGCAUCCCAAUAAAGUCGUCCCUGCCACAGGGGUUGGGGGAUCGAACCGCACACAGACACAAAAAGCUACCCCUGAAAGCCCAGUGCAGUCCAACAACCCUUCAUCCAGUGAGUCUGAUCUAAACCACAACUCCAGAUCACGUACACGCUCACAACAGCCAUUGUCUAAUACACACAAGGAAAAUGGGAACGGUCGGAUGGAUCCCGAAGAGAACCGACCAGGCAAAUCGAGCCUGAACAACAGUCGCCCAUACAGCCAGUACAACCGGCGCUCUUCCAGUUUGCUCUACCACUUUGACAUCCACAAGAAAGAGUCAGAUUUCAGCCAUGAUGCAGUGUGCCUGAGUGAAUGCAGGAAGGACAAGGACGAGACCGAGCACUUCUGCUACAGUGAAUUCGCCAUCAAUGGCAUUGUUCAUGACAUUGAUCUAAUUCGUCGAGGCAUCAGGCUGGUCACUCUGCUGGUCAGCAACGACGGCUUCUACAAGAUGAGCCGUCUCUACAUCACUCCAGACACCUUCUUCUUCAAGGUCAACAUCUUAGUCUUGGACACCUACAAGUGUACCAAACCUUGUCCUGACCUCAAACUGGGUAGCAGAUACAUAAUCAUGGGCCAUAUCUACCACCGAAGGCGCCAUCUUCCCCCCAGUCUCCUCACUCUACUCGGAGGCAAACUGAAACCCGGAGACGGGGUCCUGCGCAGCAACAGCUACGUCAAGCGCUACAACAAGAGAAGGCACCAGAAAGCUCAAGAAGCCAUGCAUUCAAGGUGCAGGUGAAGGGGAAAACAAACGGCUCGCUCCUGACACCCGCUGCACGGGAGGACUACUCGCGGCCUUAUGUAAAUAUGAAAAGAACAACAUCAUAAUCUUGCAGUAUUAUCAGAGGAGAUAGACGGGAAGACAAAGGCGUCUCUGUCCACCCGGACCAAGCGUCCGAGCGUAAUAGAUCAAUCCACUGUGAGUGGGGAUAUUUUGCUUGCUGUACAAUGCUUGCCUUUCUGCCUGUCCUCUUUCAUAGACGACUCCAGGGAAAUCCGCUGGAUUCCAUCCACUGGCGGAGGAUCUGAUUCAUGUCUGAAACAUGAACCAGGAACCGGCUAAAUAUUUCCUCUGAGAAAUAUUCAGAGAAAAGUAAUAAAAUUAAAGUUUUAUGUGUUUAUAUACCCUAUACACCCUGCCCUUUGUGGUAUAUACCAAAUGAACCUGUGUUUUCAGCAGACAUUUAAACUCAUAAACCCGAGGCACGGCCAGAAAGGUCAGAGAUAUUAAAAUUGCAAAGUAUAUGUCCUCGUUUAAAUUGCACACAAAGCAUCCACAUGGCAUCAGUGUAUUUUAAGCAGUUAUCUUCUGUUUUUUUUUUUUUUUCCAUAACUCAUAUGAUUCUUUUACAAAAUCCAUAAUACACUAUUUGAACAUGUGUGCAUUAAAGUGCAAAAGUGCACUUUUCAAGUACUUAUUGUGCACUACGUAAGAUGUCAAAGCCAAUUUUUUUCCACACUGUAUAAACUGCACUUUUCUUUACACAUUUCAGCAGGACUACAGGUUUCAUCUCGACACUGGUUCCAGUGUCCAGGGUUGUGUAUGUAGGUUUUUUUUUUUUUUUUCAUAUUUUUCCAGAUUGGAAACAUGACGUGUCAUUAUCUCAGUUAAUGUCUGUUUAUUUUCCCAUUCACACUAUUUGAACAGCACAGAAGAAAAGCACAAACCAGCCACACAGAGCUCCUAUUUAUUAGGCCCAUACUUUAUAUUUGUUGUUUAAAUUAUGUCAGAAUGCAAGAAAUGUGCUGUUAUUUUCUAAAGGAGGAAGAGAAGAAUUAAAGGGCUUGGAAUGAGGAGGGGGGAGAACUAGAUUAUUGUUUUGUUUUGUUUUUUUAACAAAAUCCUUUUUUUUGUAAGACAAGGUUAUUUUCUUUACUUUGGGAUACUUUUACUCUGUAUUUGAGAAAGACUGCAGAAAGAGAAGGCCAGUGUACGCGUUGGUGUUGAGCCCUAAUCGGAUAGCAAUCUGAUCCUCCGCGCACCUGGUUACAUGAAAGAGGGCGGUUCUGUUUAGGGUCCUGUGAGCAAAAACAUGGGCCAGGGCCUCAGGGAACAGACGCUCCAGGAGCUGUAAUGAAACGCCACCUAUGGCGAAUGUUUGCCCGCACACACACACACACAUACACACACAAACACGCAUAGGCCUUUGGCUCAAGCUCAAAGGAAGCAGAAAGGGAGAGGCACUGGCAGGAAAGAAGAGGAGCUUUAUGGGCAUGUUGGGUGAAAGAGAAGGAAAGAUUUAAAGAAACGGGCUCCUUCAGACACCAUUCCAUGAGUCAGAAGUGUAUACUGGGUGAAAUUUAAGGGUAAACAGGGAACACUUUCAUAUACA